GCAGGGGCUCAGUCAGUAUCACGACGCCGGUCAGUGUGUUGUGCUGUUUGCCUCCGAGCCACUGGUUUUAUUUUAUUAUUAUUAUUGCUAUUAUUGUUAUUAUUAUUUUUCACUUUUGCUUACGUAAAAAGAGGGCAAAAGUUGGCAUUAAGUUAUUCCGAGGUGGCAGAGGACCAAGAGGAAGUAAACGGGUGAAUCUGACGUUUCGAUUUUAGAAGUCAUUAGAAAAAGAGAAAACACUACUGUCGGCCGGUGUAUAUUUUAUAGCAAUUUUUUUUUCCUCAUUUUUAUUACACCUUUUUUUUUAAUUAUCAACGUAAUUAUUUUUACCGUUAAUUUGUUUAAUUUAUUGUGGUUGAUAUGGCGUCAUCUAAGAAUCUUUUGGAUCGUCUAUCAUGCCGUCAAGUAUUGAAUAUCAUGGUGAUACUAGGAUUUAUGCUCAAUUACAUGCUCAGAGUUAAUUUAACAAUAGCUAUUGUUGCUAUGGUCUUUCCAAAUAACUCAACACAUUCCAAUGUAACGCAUGGUAAUCACGAAUGCUCCGGCGGUACUGCACCCCUGAAUUUCAGCAAUUGGACAAACCUCCAUGAUUAUGGAGGAGGAGCCAAUCGCUCAGAAAAAUAUCGUCAUAAUAAUGUGGAGGAUCACGAGAGGGCCCAGACAAAAUACAACUGGGAUGAAUACGACGUGAAUUUCAUUCUGGGUGCAUUUUUCUGGGGUUACAUAUGCACGGAGCUUCCAGGGGGUAGACUAGCCGAAGUGAUAGGAGCCAAAAGAGUAUUCGGAUACAGCAUGUUAAUUUCAAGUAUAGUAACAGUAUUUACUCCAGUGGCAGCAGCUUUUGGUCCUGGGGUAGUGGCAGCACUUCGGGUAGUUUUGGGAUUCAUGCUGGGUGCAAGUUGGCCUGCCAUACAACCAAUGACAUCUCACUGGAUCCCACCCCUGGAACGCAGCAAAUUCGUCUCGAAUAUGAUGGCAUCAUCCUUGGGAGCUGCCAUAACAAUGCCUAUCUGUGGAUUUAUCAUAGCCUCCGUCGGAUGGGAAUCCGUCUUCUACGUCACCGGAGGCAUUGGAUUGGUAUGGAGCAUUGCCUGGUUCAUGCUUAUUUUCGAUACACCUGCACAACACCCCAGGAUCACCGACGAGGAGAGGAAAUUUAUCGAGGAAUCCAUUGGCACCACUUCUUCGAAAAAAGUGCUGGCUGUGCCAUGGAAAUCAAUCUUCACUUCAGUCCCCGUUUGGGCGAUCGUAAUAACUCACGCAUGCAGUGUCUUCGGUUACUUCACCGUUGUCAAUCAGCUCCCAACGUACAUGAAAUAUAUUCUCGAUUUCAACAUAAAAGAGAACGGUCUCUUGUCAUCUCUUCCCUACAUCGGCAAAUACGUUUUUGCAUUAGCAACAUCGGCAGUCGCUGACUACCUCCGCAGUACCGGUAGCCUCUCAGUGACCGCAAUCCGGAAGAUAUUCACGACAUUUGCCGUCAUCAUCCCCGGAAUAUUUAUGAUCCUACAAGCGCACUACGGCUGUAAUCGCACAUUUUCCGUCGCUAUUUUUACGAUCGCACUGACUAUCAACGGAGGAGUAACUGCCGGAUAUCUGGGCAAUGGUCUCGACAUUGCACCCAAUUUUUCUGGCACAAUAUUCGGAUUAGCCAACACCUUGAGCUCAUUGGGUGGAUAUCUGAGCAGUCUCAUGGUGGGAUCAUUAACGUAUAAAAAUCAAACAUAUCGUCAGUGGACCUAUGUCUUCUGGAUUUUAGCUGUUACUUAUAUCACCGGAGCAUUGGUUUUUGCCUUCUUCGGGACUGGAGAAUUGCAAAAGUGGAAUAACCCGGAGGAUGUGGCAACAAAAAAGACUGAUGAUGAUGGAAAUGACGACAUUGAGGAAGCUAUUCCUUUGAAAAAGGUCACACCCCCGUGAUCUCCUCAUUUCCAUCAAUAGUUCCACUGUAUUUUUGUUUAGAUCAUAACUUAAUGUAAAUAAUAAGUGUUUUUAUAAUUUAAAAAAUCCUAAUAAACGUCUUGCACAGUAAGAAAUCA
Molecule: messenger RNA, 2039 nt
Organism: Fopius arisanus
Lineage: Eukaryota; Metazoa; Arthropoda; Insecta; Hymenoptera; Braconidae
Product: sialin
Exons: 8
Coding region: 361-1920 (519 amino acids)
Biological process (GO): transmembrane transport; monoatomic anion transport
Cellular component (GO): membrane
Molecular function (GO): transmembrane transporter activity
Source: RefSeq, a predicted model, not a curated record